Condylostylus longicornis is the source of this 702-nucleotide messenger RNA. RefSeq lists its product as uncharacterized. The record is from RefSeq and is a predicted model, not a curated record. Bases 1 to 702 code for a protein of 233 amino acids. Lineage: Eukaryota; Metazoa; Arthropoda; Insecta; Diptera; Dolichopodidae. The transcript is spliced from 5 exons.
AUGCCAAAAUCUAUUUUAACAAAUGGUAAUCCAGCAUUCUGGAAAAAUACACCAUUAGAUCCAAUGAUUGAAGAGAUGAGAUCAGAUUGUGUUAAUGGUAUUGAUUCAAUGGCAUGUUUUAAAGUUAAAAUAAUGAAAUUUAUUGAUACAAUAUUUAAAAAAGAUAAUUUUAAGGUUGGUGAAGAUGUUGAAGUUAGAUCAAAUGAUUUAAUAAAUGAACAAUAUCAAGGACGUGGACAAAAAUCAUUUUUAGAUCGUAUCGAACAAUAUAUUAGAAGUCAUGAUUAUACAUUCAAAUUACCAGUUGGUGAUGUUACAAUUUCACCAAGAAAUUUAGAUGAUAAUGAAAUGAAUGUUAAUUUAAAAUUUGGAAAUGAGAUUAGUGAAGAGCGUGGCAAAAAAUCAAAAUUAAGAAAAAUCGCUAUACCAAUAAUGGUAUUCGUUUUAUUAAAAGCAAUGACAUUAAUACCAUUAGCUCUUGGUAUCCUUGGACUUAAAGCAUGGAAUUCACUUCAACUUGGUUUCUUAUCAUUUAUUGUUUCGGUUGGAUUAGCAAUUUUUGAAUUAUGUAAAAAGAUUGCAGCUGAUCACCAUCAUGCACAUAUUGCCGCUCAUGGACCAUGGGAUGGUCGCAGUUUUCAACAAAAUGAACCUGUACCUGUAUAUGAAGCCCAAAAUUUAGCCUACAAUGCAUAUGCUUAA